AUGAAACGGGACCUUUUAAAUCUGUUGCGACAGUGCCUACAUCACACGCGAUUGCCCCAUAGAUGUCCUUGUCCUGGCUCGUCCCAUCAAACAACCAGGUCUUUCAGUUCACUAAGCAGGCAAAGUAAAAACAGAGGAUUAUUAUGGAAGACGGCAUUGGGCCUGUCACUUGGGCUCUCAGCAACAGUGGGGGUCCAUUAUGCCAUGUCGGGACCCAGAGACCGGAGGAAAAUGAGGAUCGUGGUGGAAGGUUUUGGACGAUUCUGCAGGUCAAUAUCAGUAGGAAUGUGUCUUUCAGUGGAUUAUUGGUGGACCACUCACGUAGUUCUACGAGGCAUGGAUGAGGGCAGUCCAUUGUACCAGUCCCAGAUGUCGGCGUGCCACCAGAGGGCAGCAGACUGGAUGGUGAACGGUGCCAUAAGGAACGGAGGCAUUUACAUCAAACUGGGCCAAGGUCUGUGCUCGUUCAACCACCUGCUGCCCCCCGAGUACAUACAAAGACUUCAGGUGCUGGAAGACAAGGCUCUGAACCGGGCCUACAGAGAGGUGGAUGAGUUGUUCCAGGAAGACUUUGACAAAAACCCACUCCAGCUUUUUAAGACCUUUGAUUAUGAGCCCAUCGCCGCUGCCAGUCUGGCCCAGGUUCACAAAGCACAGCUGUUUGACGGCACUCCAGUCGCUGUAAAGGUUCAGUACAUUGACCUCAGGGAUCGUUUUGACGGCGACAUCAGAACUCUGGAAAUCCUGCUGGAUAUAGUGGAGUUCAUGCACCCCAGCUUCGGCUUCAGAUGGGUGCUGAAGGACCUCAAGGGCACGCUGGCUCAGGAGCUGGACUUUGAGAAUGAAGCCCGCAACUCUGAACGCUGUGCGGAGGAGCUCAAGCACUUUCAGUUUGUCGUCGUGCCUAAAGUGUUUUGGGAUCAGACGAGUAAGAGGGUUCUCACUGCAGAGUUCUGUGAAGGCUGCAAAAUCAACAACGUGGAGGAAAUCAAAAGACAAGGAUUGAGUUUAAUGGAUACGGCAGACAAGCUGAUCCGGACGUUUGCCGAACAAAUUUUCUACACCGGUUUCAUCCACGCCGACCCUCACCCUGGAAACGUUCUCGUCAGGAAGGGAGUUGAUAACAAAACAGAGCUGGUGUUGCUGGAUCAUGGCUUGUAUGAAUUUUUAAGUCAGAGUGACAGAGAGGCACUUUGUAAACUGUGGAGGGCCAUCGUUCUGAGGGACGAGGGGGCUAUGCAGAAGUACUCCAAUGAUCUCGGGGUAAAAGAAUACUUCCUGUUCUGUGAGAUGCUGCUGCAGAGGCCCAUCGACAUGCACAAACUGGGCCUGUCCAACAUCCUGAGCCGAGAGGAGACGGCCUACAUGCAGCAGAUGGCCUUACAGCGCUUCGAGAACAUCAUGCAGAUCCUCAAGUCCAUGCCCCGGCCCAUGCUCCUGGUGUUCCGGAACAUCAACACCGUCCGCAGCAUCAACAUCCGCCUGGGAGCUCCCGUCGACCGCUACUGCGUCAUGGCCAGGAGUGCUGUGCGGGGCUGGGGUAAGAUCCAGGCCCAGAAGACUGGUUUACUGCCCCAGUUCUGGCUCUUCAGUUGGGCUCGGACAAAAUGGGAGAGUUUGAAGUUUGAAGUAGCUUUGAGGUCGGAAAUGGCCAUGAUGAGUUUGACGCGCUCGUUUAUCAGUGUGCUGUCGUACUUUGGUCUCAUAUCUCUGGAUGCAGAAAUGUACGAUUACCUGAGGUAG
This is a messenger RNA of Knipowitschia caucasica, 1743 nucleotides long. Lineage: Eukaryota; Metazoa; Chordata; Actinopteri; Gobiiformes; Gobiidae. The record is from the annotation of a GenBank genome assembly.